Messenger RNA from Bactrocera neohumeralis, 1213 nucleotides. Its product is annotated as 23 kDa integral membrane protein. The record is from RefSeq and is a predicted model, not a curated record. Gene Ontology annotation, cellular component: membrane. Bases 221 to 868 code for a protein of 215 amino acids. Lineage: Eukaryota; Metazoa; Arthropoda; Insecta; Diptera; Tephritidae. The transcript is spliced from 6 exons.
GAUUUUUUGGCAUUUCGAAAAUUGACUGCGAUCGAGACGGUUGGCCACUGGGCUUGUGCUUGUGCUUCGUGUUUAUUGUUGUGCAACUGGUUUGCUAAUAAAAUUGUGAAUUUUUAAUAUUUGGCUUUUGCGUUGUUCAAUUUCGGUGCGAGUUCUGCUUAAACGUUUUCUACGACUUUCUUCAGUGCUAUAAGUGAAUAGAGCAAAGAGAUUCUUCAAAAUGGGCUGCACAUCCGGCGUAAUGAAAUGCCUGCUGAAUAUAAUGAACGUGCUGAUGGCGAUCUUCGGCUUGCUGUUGAUCGCUUUGGGCGCACUGAGCUUCAACACCGCACCCAAAGUCUACGUCUAUUAUCUAUUUAUCGUGGGUGGCAUUAAUUUCAUUGCUGCAAUGUUGGGUUGCUGCGGCAUUUGCCAGGAGGAUGUUUGUCUCACGACCACGUAUGCCAUUGUCAUUGCGCUCUCUUUGGCCUCCCAAAUUGUUGGCAAAAUCUACGCUUCCGAUUCGACGGCAAUCAAGCAAUUCGCCACCAAGGAUGUGGAAAAGACGUGGUUGGAGGAGAUCAAAAUGCCAGGAGCCAUGAAUAAUACACAACAAACGUAUCACUGCUGCGGCAAAGUCGGCCCCAACGAUUACUACUCUAUUGGACGUGCCGCUUACCCCGCCAGUUGCUAUCCCAAAAUGAUCGUAAAUCAAACUGCGCUGUGGGAUGUCGGUUGUGUGCAGGCGGCCGAAGAUGAAUUCCUCAGCAUUUUCAAUUACUCGUCGAGCGGUGAAUGGGGAAAUCUGAUAGUCACGGGUGUGAUGCUGCUGUUCGCUAUUUAUCUGGUCAUACGCUUCCGCAGCAAGCAGCGUCGGUACGAUUACUAAGCGUCUGGGCGUGUGUGUAACAUAUAAUUUCUAUGUUUACUAAAAUCUAAUUGAAGCAGAAAUACUUAUAUUUUGGCACCCAAGCUUUGCGCUACACAUUGGCGAUGUGUGUGUUUAUUACAAAAACAAAAGAAACAACUGAGCUUUAAAUCUCAUAAUUUUGUAUAAUUUUUAUAUUUGUUGUAUUUGUAGAAGGCAUUUAUGAUUUUUUUUCGCCUAUUGCAAUGUAUUUAUUUUCUCAUAACUGUAUAUCAAUGUACGAGUGUAUGUGUACUUUUUCAUUGUAAAAAUUGUAAUAAAUAAAAAAAAAAAUAAAUCUGUUGUUGAAUACUAAACUUAAAAUAA